Messenger RNA from Gaeumannomyces tritici R3-111a-1, 2547 nucleotides. Its product is annotated as chitin synthase D. The record is from RefSeq and is a predicted model, not a curated record. NCBI's taxonomy places the organism in Eukaryota, Fungi, Ascomycota, Sordariomycetes, Magnaporthales, Magnaporthaceae. Gene Ontology annotation, cellular component: cell septum; cell periphery. The coding region runs from base 1 to 2433 and encodes 810 amino acids. The transcript has 2 exons. Gene Ontology annotation, molecular function: chitin synthase activity.
AUGCUAAUGGCGCUGCUGGAGUGGUUCCUGUGGAUCGCCGCCUUCAUGUACUGCCUUGUCAAGGUCUUUAUAAAGGCUGAGCACUGGACCAUUCGGCUCCUCGCGGUCGUUGUUGCCAUACUCUUCACCGGCUUCCGAUGCAUCUUCCUGCCCAUCAUGGUCGUGACCCUGCCGCUCCCGAGCCAGGUGGUGGCCCUCUGGCCCAAGGACAUGGUUGUGGUCCUGCAGUGGUUCGCCUUCUGGGCUUUUGCUGGGCUUCUGACGAUCCCCUGGUUGUUUUGUGUUUACCAUUUCGUCACGAACCAGCUGGGAAGACAGAAGCGUGUGAAGCAGGUUCUGGACGAAGUCUCAGCUCCCAAGGUCGUCAUCGUCAUGCCCGUUUACAAGGAGGAUCCCGAUGUCCUGAUCACGGCUAUCAACUCUGUCGUCGACUGCGACUACCCGCCAUCGUGCAUUCACGUCUUCCUCUCGUUCGACGGCGACCAGGAGGACGAAUUGUAUCUCAACACUAUUGAGAGCCUCGGCGUGCCCCUGACGCUCGACACGUACCCACGAAGCAUUGACGUCAGCUACAAGGCCGGCCGCAUCACUGUCUCGCGCUUCCCCCACGGCGGAAAGCGCCACUGCCAAAAGGCCACGUUCAAGCUCAUUGACAAGGUCUACAAGGAGUAUCUAGAGAGGAACGACAACCUCUUUAUCCUCUUCAUCGACUCGGACUGUAUCCUGGAUCGCGUGUGUCUCCAGAAUUUCGUCUACGACAUGGAGCUCAGCCCCGGAAACGCGAGGGACAUGCUUGCCAUGACGGGCGUCAUCACAUCGACCACCAAGAAACACAGUCUCAUUACCGUCCUGCAGGACCUCGAGUAUAUCCACGGUCAGCUCUUCGAGCGGACUGUCGAGUCUGGCUGCGGCGCCGUGACCUGUCUCCCCGGGGCCCUGACCAUGCUCCGAUUCUCGGCCUUCAGGAGGAUGGCCAAGUACUACUUUGCCGACAAGGCGGAGCAGUGCGAGGACCUCUUCGACUUUGCCAAGUGCCAUCUGGGCGAGGACCGCUGGCUGACCCAUCUCUUCAUGAUCGGCGCCAAGAAGCGACACCAGAUCCAGAUGUGCACGUCGGCCUUUUGCAAGACGGAAGCCGUGCAGACUUACAAGUCGCUGGUCAAGCAACGCCGCCGCUGGUUCCUGGGGUUUAUCACCAACGAAGUGUGCAUGCUCACGGACUGGCGCCUCUGGAAGCGAUACCCCCUGCUGAUCCUCAUCAGGUUCAUGCAAAACACGAUUCGCACGACGGCGCUGCUCUUCUUCAUCAUGGUUCUGGCCAUCGUCACGACGAGCAAGAAGGUAUCGGACCUGCCCGUCGGAUUCAUCGCCAUCUCGCUGGGCCUGAACUGGCUGAUGAUGAUCUACUUUGGCGCCAAGCUGAGGAGGUUCAAGAUCUGGCUCUACCCCAUGAUGUUUGUCCUCAACCCUUUCUUCAACUGGUACUACAUGGUGUAUGGCAUCUUCACGGCCGGCCAGCGGACCUGGGGCGGGCCGAGAGCAGAUGCGGCAUCGGCAGACGUAACAACGACGGCCCAAGAGGCCAUCGAGCAAGCCGAAGAAGCGGGCGACGACCUCAAUAUUGUCCCCGAGACCUUCAUUCCGGCAGCGCAGGUACAGAGAAAGAUGAGCAAGGCGCACAAAGCGCCGGGCCCCGGUCCCUUUCUGCAGCCACCGUCCAAGAUCGAGGGCCAGUUCUUCGCGCCCGAGAUGGGGGCCAAUGGCUAUUACCAUCAGGGAGGGAACGAGUCCUUCCUCACGGUCGACUACGGCAGCCGCGGCCGGAUACCGCUGCACCCUCGAGACUCGUUCGACAGCUUCCUGUCGGCGCAGACGGCGGCCAACUCCAUCUACGUACCCCGGAGGGUAGAGAGCAUCAUGGGAGACGAGGACCGGCGCAAGUACGAGAUGGCACAGGCCAGCCAGUACAACCAGUUCCUCGCCGGGCAGCGGAGCCCGGGGAUCCCGCCGCCCGGCCAGGUCUACGACCUCCCGGAGACGGACCUGCACAAGUCGGGCUACAUGGAUCACCCGGAAUCGCAGGCCUCGGCGGUGCCGGCGGCGCUGAACCUCGUGAACAAGCAGGCGAGCAUGAGCACCGAAAACCCGUCGCUCGGCGGCGGCAUGCAGUCACCCACCGGAACGCAAGGGGGGUCGUCGUCGCUCCAGCCACCGACGGCUGCCGCAGGCGGCGGUGGCGGCGGGUCGGCUUCUUCUUCUGCCCCGUUGCGGACGGGCAGGAGUCCGCUCGGGCGGGCGAGCUUCCUGCGGACCUCGACCAUCGACGACGUCGAGCUCGAGAUGGGCGGAUCGCAGCCUCACCAAAACAUCCAGCCGCCCUCGGGGCCCCCUAGCCGACACCCCUCCAGAGGCACCCACGGCAGCCGACGAUAGCACCGGGCUGUUCCGUAGUGGCACGAUUUCUAUAAUGAGCUUGUUCUCGCAUUGUUUCCUUCCUCUCUUGGCAUUUCUUUCUUUCACUUUCAGGAGGUAGAUAACGCUUUGUUC